CAGCAGUUCAGGAAGAUGGUGGAAAGCCGCAAGUCCUCCAACUUCCGCAACCAGAAGAUGAUCGCCGGGCAGGUCAAGGAAAUCCAGGCCCUGAAGGCCGAGCAGGAUGAGAUCACGCUGCUCCUGAGUCUCCUGAAGUCCUCCAAGAACUUGCAAAUGAACGAGAAAAACUACCUGGAGCUGCGGUUCCUGCUGCAAACCAAGGAGGACUACGAGGCUUUGAUCAAGUCCAUGAGAGCCCUCUUGGCCGAGCUGGAUGAGAAGAUUGUGCAGAUGGAAAAAAAGAUCAUCAGCCAGAAACAGGUCUUCGUGAAGAUGCAGGAGGUCCACAACCCCCGGAAGCUGCAGAAGCAGAUCCAGAUCCUGGAGACCCGUCUGAACCUCGUCACCGUUCACUUCGACAAGAUGCUGACCAGCAACGCCGAGCUCCGGAAGGAGAUCGAGGCCCUGCGGUUCGAGAAGGCCGCCUACGACAACGCCUACCAGCAGCUGCACCGGCGCCUGCUGAUGCAGAAGAAGACGAUGAACCUGGCCAUCGAGCAGUCGGCGCAGGCCUACGAGCAGAGGUUGGAAGCCAUGGCUCGGAUGGCUGUCAUGAAGGACCGGCAGCAGAAGGACAUCUCUCAGUACAACCUGGAGAUCCGGGAGCUCGAGCGGCUCUACGCCCAUGAGACCCAGCUCAAGUCCUUCCUACUCAUCAAGCUGAACGACCGCGUUGACUUUGAAGAGCAGGCCAGGAAGGAAGAAGCUCUCAAGGCAAAGAAGCACGUGAAGAAGAAGAAGGGUGAGAGCUUCGAGAGCUACGAAGUGGCCUACCUCCGCCUGCUGAAGCUGGCCGAGCGCGGGACCAUGAACCAGCUCAUCGAGGAGUUCCUGGCCAAGGAGGAGAAGAACUUUGCUCGGUUCACGUACGUCACGGAGCUCAACAACGACAUGGAGAUGAUGCACAAGAAGACGCAGAGGAUCCAGGACGACAUCAUCUCCUUGCGCUCGCAGCAGAAGUCUUCCCACGAGGACAGCAGGUCCGUGCUGAGGGAGCUCGAGGGGAAGCUGACCAAGACCACGGAGGAGGCGGACCUGUGCGAGGGCAAGCACCGGGAGAUCAGCAAGAUCCUGGACUUCCUCAAGGGCUCGGUGGAGAAGCUGUUCAAGAAGAUCCACUGCGAUGCCUCCAAGAUCCUGGUGCAGCUGGGCGAGACGGGCAAGGUCACCGACGGCAACCUGCAGCAGUACUUAGCCAUCAUCGAAAAGAAGACCAACGACCUGCUGCUGCUCGAGUCCUACCUGCGCAUCCAGGAGGCGGAGGGCGCCGAGAGCGAGGCCCCCACGCCCUUCGUCAACCCCUUCUGGGGCGGCUCCUCCUUGCUCCGGAUGCCGGAGCCCGCCAAGGUCGUCCCGCCCGUGUUCGGGGCCGAGCCGCUCAGUGACAAGCUGGACGACGUGGAUCAGCCGCUGGACCACGGCAGCCUGCGGCAGCUGGUGCUGGACACCUACACGCUGAGGGAGGCGCGCAGCAAAGACGGACGCGGGGACAGCCUGCCCGAGAAGGCGGACGAGCCGCGGGCGCGGAAGAAGGCGGCGGCGGCGCCCUGGCCCGAGCACCCCCGGGAGGUGCGGGGCCGACAUGUCCGCCUCGAGACCCGGGACCCCACGGCCACGGUGGCUCCCGCCUCCUGUCUCUGGCUCCCCGUGCGUGACUUGUGCGGUGCUCGCGGCGCGGCCCAGCGGCGGGCACGUCUGGUCCCGGCCGCGCGACGGCGGCUCUGCGGAAGCCGGGUCCCUCGCCUGGGCCGCGUGGGCGGGAACGGGGUCCGGAGGGGCGCGGGUCCCUGCGGGUCGUCCCCCGGGGCGGAGGUGCGGGUCCGGCCGCUGUGGCUGGGGGAGCUGAGGGCGGCCGGGCAGGCGGCUCCCGAGCCGCGAGGGCCCCUCCUGGGCUCCCCCCUGCGCCGCCCGGUCCCGGGGUCAGCUGUGCGGGGCUCGCGGGGGUCCCUGGGACCCUCCCCCACUUCUCAGGUUGCCUCCAGGAGUCUGGGCCGCAACGCCCCGAGGGCGAGGGGCGCGAAGCAGCGAAGGCUCCCGGGAGCAGCCGUGCCCGAAGACCCCCCGAGCCCGCCGCCACAGCACAGCUGA
This is a messenger RNA of Lepus europaeus (European hare), 2130 nucleotides long. It is a transcript of the gene CCDC63, whose product is annotated as coiled-coil domain containing 63. The record is from RefSeq and is a predicted model, not a curated record. The coding region runs from base 16 to 2130 and encodes 704 amino acids. Lineage: Eukaryota; Metazoa; Chordata; Mammalia; Lagomorpha; Leporidae. The transcript is spliced from 12 exons. Gene Ontology annotation, biological process: cilium movement; outer dynein arm assembly. Gene Ontology annotation, cellular component: axoneme.